This is a messenger RNA of Fomitopsis serialis, 2022 nucleotides long. RefSeq names its product sphingomyelin phosphodiesterase. The transcript has 20 exons. NCBI's taxonomy places the organism in Eukaryota, Fungi, Basidiomycota, Agaricomycetes, Polyporales, Fomitopsidaceae. The coding region runs from base 1 to 2022 and encodes 673 amino acids. The record is from RefSeq and is a predicted model, not a curated record. Gene Ontology annotation, molecular function: hydrolase activity.
AUGGCCCCGUGGCUUUCGACUUCUUCUGCAACUGCCAUCACGCUGGUAGGCAUCACUUUCCUUGCUCAGUCCAUCACAGCGACUGUGCCAGGUGCUACAGCAUACACUGCUUCUGGUGCUUUCCCCACGUCUCUCUAUGAAUCCUAUUACAACGACCCGACCGCGACAUCGGUGGAGCCACAGCCAGUGAUCUCGGACCCUGUCACGCAUGAGACAUAUCCAUAUUGGUUGACGAACCCGGAAACCGUGCCAGGAAAUGACACUUGGGAAGCCCACCCACUGCCAGCGCCCGCGCCUCUUGACCAGCUCGUCGACAUCGCGUAUGAUCAAAUUCUAUCCAUAGUCAAGAAUCCUGCGUUUGGCAACGACACAUGCACUCGUUGCUUAGCUGCCCUCGAAAUCGCCAAGUUCAUCGCGCUCACAGUCCCAGAACGAGGCUCGGUUCUAGCAGUGCGCGUGUGCGAAUACUUCAACUUCGCCAGCGGCGGCGAUUGCGGCGGAUACUAUGGUCAGUAUAGCCUGGGUCCUGAUCUCAUGCAAACUCUCGCCUUGGCAGACGUUGGCGGUUAUGAUGGGCUGGCGGCGUGCGCGUACCUCACUGGGACUUGUCCUUAUCCAGCAGCUAGCCCUCUGAACUUGACGAAUUGGUUCGCAAAGCCAAAGCCCAACCCUUUGCCGCCUCCUAAGCAAGCGACUGGAGAAAGGAUGAAAGUGCUGCACUUGUCUGAUUUACAUAUCGACCCGAGGUACAUGAUCGGGGCGGAGGCGAACUGCACGUACGGUUAUUGCUGUCGGGCAAACAGUGUUCUCGACUCGAACUGGACCAGCCGUUCUGCUCCUCGAUAUGGAUCUUUCCUAUGUGACUCGCCCUACCCGCUCGUCACGGCUACAUUCCAGGCGAUUCCCGUCCUAGCAGGCAUAGAGGACUCUUCGUUCAAUUUCUCGAUAUACACGGGUGAUCUCAUCUCACACGACCUCCUUAAUGAAUUAUCGAGGGAGUAUACAGUAUAUACCGAGACCGUUCUCUAUGAUUUGAUGAAGCGUAUGAUCAACACGGGACCCGUCUAUGCAGUACCGGGCAACCACGACACUUAUCAGUCAGGUCAGAACUCCCCGUAUAACAUCGGAAAUGGCCAUGCAGACCAGUUCGACUGGGACUACGAACAUCUUGCCGCUCUGUGGGAGCUCGAGGGAUGGAUCUCCCCCGAGGCUGCGCAGCAAGCGCGGAAGAACUACGCGGCGUAUUCCGUGCAACGCCAAGACGGGCUGAGAAUUGUCACGCUCAACACUGAUUUUUGUAUGUUACCGAACGUCUUCAAUUAUUUCAAUCUCUCGUCGUCGGACAACUCUGGCAUGCUGCGUUGGCUGACCGACGAGUUGCAAGACGCCGAAGACGCCGAAGAACGAGUCUGGAUCCUGGGACAUGUCCCUAGCGGUUGGGACGACACCGAUCCAAUUGCAAACCCUACAAACUUAUGUACCGUCGAUCGAUACUCCCCACAUGUCAUCGCCGGCAUCUUCUUCGGACAUACCCACAUGGACAUGUUGACGGUGUAUUACACCAAUAAUGGGACCGUCAUGAGCGCCGAAACCGCUCAGACUGUCGCAUGGAUUGGCCCAUCGGUCGUCCCAGUCACGAACUACAAUGUCGGUUUCCGGGUUUAUGAAGUCGACUCCGGGACAUUUGAAGUCCUUGAUUCGUAUACCUAUUUUUCCGAUGUCAACACCUUCCCCGACCUGGAUGGACAGACCGAAUUCGGCCCCGCAUUCGAAUUGGAGUACAGUGCCCGCGACGCAUAUGGUGCAACGAUAGAAUGGGGUGUCAACGACCCUUUGAACGCUACAUGGUGGCAUUUAGUGACAGAAGCAAUGGAGGCGAACUCGACUCUCGUUCAGAUGUUCAGCAACUACCAGUACAAGAGUUCCAUUCGCUACCCUCUGUGCACUGGGAAAUGCAUUCCCAACAAGAUCUGCUCCAUACGGAGCGGCAGCGCCAGUCUGUAUCUCCAGAACUGUGUAUAA